AUGACGCUGCUCAAGUGGCUCUGGGCAGAGACCGGCAGCGACAUUCCCAACCCGCCGCCGCAGCUGGUAUACCAUGUCCUGCGCCUGACCAUGUUCCUGCUCAGUCUCAUCCUCGAGGACUGGGCCAUCCAUGAACUGGUGCCGAAUCCGCGGCGCAGGAGGCAGGCCGUCGUGCUCGUGGCCAGCUGCUAUGUUACCUGGACAUAUCAGACACAUACCUUUUCAAACUCGCUGGAGACGCUGCUGGUGCUCUGGAGCUUGGUCUUGAUACAGCGUAUUGUCGAGAACAAGGUGGGUUCAAACUAUGCAAUGGUCUAUAUAAAUAUAUAUAUAUAUAUUGGUGCUGACAUGACAUCUAGCAUCGGUCGUCGACCCCUCUCAUUAAUUUCCCUCGCAUUCUUCGGCCUGUUAUUCUCCUUCUUCGCCAUCGCCAUCGACACAGCCUUUUACACCCUCCCGGACUCCCUCUCAGCCUUCAUCCGAAACCCAACUAUAACACCACUAAACAACCUCCUCUACAACUCCGAUAGCUCAAACCUGGCCUCUCACGGGCUGCAUCCACGCUACAACCACCUCCUCGUCAACCUCCCCUUACUCCUGGGUCCCGCAUACCUCGUUUCAAUCUGGUCCCUAUUCACCCGGGGCAUGGUAUCACCUACUUUCCACACCCGCAACACACGCGCAUACUCCGCCCUCUUCGGCGCUCUAAUCAUAUCCCUCUUCCCCCACCAGGAGGCGCGCUUCUUGCUCCCUUGCGUUCCACUACUGCUUACAUGCUUCAAGCCGCCCAGGUCACGCACUUUCCUGGCUGGCUGGAUAGUAUUCAAUUGCACUCUGGGUGCGCUGAUGGGCAUAUAUCAUCAGGGCGGAGUCGUUCCGGCACAAAUCCAUAUACCCACGCUCCUCUCUGAUUCCUUACAACCAUCCCAGCAACCACCUGUCAAUGUCUCUGUGUUGUGGUGGAAAACAUACUCCCCCCCUUACUGGCUGGUGGGAGACGGUAGUAGCAUGGGCGCAUUCAGCAUCACGACGCAUGAUCUAAAGGGCAUGGCGAGCGGGGAAUUUAUUAACAGGACGGUCUCCAGCAUACCGCGGUGCACGCGCGAUUCUAACCCGUUCGAGUUCCACCAGGGUCUGCCCAAGGUGAAGGUGGAAGGCGGUGACAUGACGCUUCUUGUGGCGCCGCGAUCAGCUAGUUUUCUAGAUCGCUUUGUUGUCCCUGAUGGCGGCGAGGAUGAGAGCACGGAUGUGCCGUCCCGAGAGAUACGGCUGCAUAAGCUAUGGCAGUAUGAUAGACAUGUUAACAUGGAUGACUUUGAUCCGGGCGAUGAUGGGUUAUGGGGGGCUGUGGAGCGGGUUUUCGGCAGGCAUGGGUUG
Messenger RNA from Trichophyton verrucosum HKI 0517, 1377 nucleotides. Its product is annotated as alpha 1,2-mannosyltransferase Smp3, putative. Lineage: Eukaryota; Fungi; Ascomycota; Eurotiomycetes; Onygenales; Arthrodermataceae. The annotation marks the transcript as partial. Gene Ontology annotation, cellular component: endoplasmic reticulum membrane. The record is from RefSeq and is a predicted model, not a curated record. Gene Ontology annotation, biological process: GPI anchor biosynthetic process. Gene Ontology annotation, molecular function: alpha-1,2-mannosyltransferase activity. The transcript has 2 exons.